AUGUCGCCGACCAACCAGGUAUACAUUGCCAUCAUCGGCGCCGGAGGGGUGGGCAAAUGCUUCCUCUCCCAGCUCCAGACCCUGGCGGCCCGACGACCAUCGCCCAAGCUCAGCCUGUGCUACAUCUCUACCAGCAAGAAGGCUCUCUUCAAGAAUGACUACGCCCCGAUCCCCACCGAGAACGCCCUGCAGGCGCUGGCCUCGUCGUCCACCGCACCCCUGGCCCUGCCCAAGGUCGUCGAGUUCCUGGCCGCCGCCCCCGCCAAGGUGGUCCUCGUCGACAACACCAGCUCCCAAGACGUGGCCGACGCCUACCCGGCCUUCCUGAGCCGCGGCAUCAGCAUCGUGACCCCCAACAAGAAGGCCUUCUCCGGGUCCUACCAGCUCUGGCAGGACAUCUUCACGGCCUCGAGCACCUCGGGCGCCAAGGUCUACCACGAGUCCUCCGUCGGUGCCGGCCUGCCCGUCAUCUCCACCCUCAAGGACCUAGUCGACACCGGCGACGAGGUCACCAAGAUCGAGGGCGUCUUCAGCGGAACCAUGUCCUUCCUCUUCAACUCCUUCGCUCCCCUCGAGGGCGAGGGCGGCAAGUGGUCGGCCGAGGUCAAGAAGGCCAAGGAGCUGGGCUACACGGAGCCCGACCCCCGCGAUGACCUCAACGGUCUCGACGUCGCCAGGAAGCUGACCAUCCUCGCCCGCUUGGCCGGCCUGCCCGUCGAGUCCCCCACCUCCUUCCCCGUCCAGAGCCUGAUCCCCCAGCAGCUCGAGUCGGUGGCCACCGGUGACGAGUUCCUCCAGAAGCUGCCCGAGUUCGACUCGGAGAUGGAGGGGACCAAGGCUGCGGCGCAGAAUCAGGGCAAGGUGGUCAGGUUCGUGGGCAGCAUCGACGUAGCUACCAAGGCUGUCAAGGUCGGGCUUGAGAUGUUUGAUCGGUCCCACCCCAUUGCCGCGCUCAAGGGCAGCGACAACAUCAUCAGCUUCUACACUAAGCGAUACGGCAGCAACCCGCUCAUCAUCCAGGGCGCCGGUGCCGGUGGCGACGUGACGGCCAUGGGCGUGACGAGCGAUCUCAUCAAGGUCCUCGCCCAGAUCUAG
Messenger RNA from Neoarthrinium moseri, 1095 nucleotides. RefSeq lists its product as uncharacterized. Gene Ontology annotation, molecular function: aspartate kinase activity; homoserine dehydrogenase activity; NADP binding. Lineage: Eukaryota; Fungi; Ascomycota; Sordariomycetes; Amphisphaeriales; Apiosporaceae. The transcript is spliced from 2 exons. The record is from RefSeq and is a predicted model, not a curated record. Gene Ontology annotation, biological process: L-homoserine biosynthetic process; aspartate family amino acid biosynthetic process. The coding region runs from base 1 to 1095 and encodes 364 amino acids.